ACUUUAAAAAAUUGAUAAUUCUUUAGAGAAGUAGAAAUAAAAAACUAUUUAUCUCAGUUUAUUCUCACAUUUGGGUUCUUGCAAACCCCUCUUUCUCUCUCACACGCGAGCGCGCGAACACACACACACACACAGUUCUCGUAGUUUGUGGUAAUGAAUACAACUUUCUGUAACUUGGGUGAUUUAGGUGUUUUUUUUCCUCUUUUUUUUGAUCAGUAGUUUUUUUCCUCUUUUGUGGGAGAGUUGAAUAUGAACUUCUGAAGUCCUUCUAAAGUUCUGUUUUUGAAGUUGAAACCAUCAGCAUAAGCACCGGAGAUAUAGAGUUGCAAAUUUCUGUACGCUUUCUUUAUUUGUCCAUCUUCGUUCAUGUUUCAUAAUGAUAUUGUCGACGGGGUUGUUCUUUCUCCUGUUCUUCAUUAAAUAUAUUUUUUUUGAUAAGUUUCUUCAUUAAAUAUGUUCUGUUAUGGUGUAGCCAUAUCAAACCGUAACGAAUGUGGCUUUUCUACUUACAUGGCAAUACAGUAAAUGAAAAUGGGUACAUUGGCGGUAGAUGAUUUGCCAUUUUUCUAAACCAUUACCAUUGAUGGCCACAUGCAGUUUUAAACUUCACUCUUUAAACCUACAUUCUAGGAUUCCUUUUUUGAUUUGAUCUGUUUUAAACCUCUAAUUUAUUGGUGGAUAGCUUGUGGGAAUCUUUGUUAUGCUUUGGAAAUUGUUGCAAAAAGUUAUUAGUGUGGAUUCACAAUUCUCAAUUCAAAUGGGGAAUAACUGCAAAGAGAUGAUCCUUCUGGUUGUAGAAGCUUGGUUCUUGCCUUCUUGGUGGCCUACCUACGAUAAUUGGGAAGAUGACAAAAGGAAAAAUCUGUCUUCUUUGUAGGUACUUUUAUGAUCAGCACCAUUAUUGCAACAAUUUUAUGAAUUAUAUCCACUACUGAAUGUAUUCCCCAGGAAACCUUCUGAUUUAUUGUAUGAGCUGCUAUUGGCUUUGCUCUCAGAAUAGCCACUGGGGAGUUAGUAGUGGCUGUGGAAAGAAUGGCUUCUGUAUUGUUUGUGCUAAAUGCAGAAGCUAUGGCUUUUAAGAAGAGGCUUGUUGGGGCUCUUGGUUGUGGAGCCUUGGACCUUAUUGCUGAAUCAGUCAGAUUCUCAGGAGCUUAUUACUGCCAUCAACAUCUCUUCCAUGGCAAAUGACAAGGAAUGUGAAGAAUUGAUUGCCAAAGGAAUAUCUGGCACUGGGAAGGGGUUUGAUCUUCCUGGGAGACAAUUGGGUGGUUUUUCCCGUCAACCCCCUUUGUCAUCUCUUCGCCAAACUGCACUGGCUGCAGCAGAAAAGCGAGCACGCCUUGGAUCUUUGUUACCAUCUGGACCUAAGCGCCUUGGUGGUGAUAGUAAAAUUAUGGUUGCACUUAGUCCAGUACAAGCUGCUGCAAUGGCUGCAGAAAGGAGAUUACAGGAUGAGCUGUGGUGUGGAUCGGACUCUUGUGGAGCUUCUGUUGAAGAAAGUGACAUUGAUGCACCAAAAUGUGCAUCUAGGGACCAGCCUGCUGAAAACUCAAAAUCUUUUAAUGUUUCUGGGAGGCAUGCUUCAGAUCUGAUAUCUAGGAAAAGACAGCGGGUAUCAGAUGGUGAAUCAUAUUUUGAGGCAUCUAAUGCAGGGCCGGAAUCUAAUUUUGUGGAUUUAUCUGAUUGUGCUUCAACUUCGGGAUCCAGGCUUAAUCAUGAUGUAACAAAUAGUGCAGAGAAUGAAGAUAUUUGGGAGUGUGGAACAUGCACAUUGUUCAACCCUCCGUUAGCUCCAGUAUGCAAAGCUUGUGGUAGCCAAAAGCCUAAAGAUGUUGAAACCAAGUUCAAGAUCUGGUCAUGCAAAUUUUGUACUCUAGAAAACAGCGUGAAGCUGCAGAGAUGCUCAGCUUGUGGAGAAUGGAGAUAUUCAUAUGGACCACCAGUUUCUACACCUGCACCUAACCUUGGCACAUGAGAUUUGUAAUUGGGAAACGCAUGAAACUAGACAGUUCUAAGUUGUUCCUUGGAGUGCUUCAGAGUUAGAUACCAUGCAUCUUUGAAGAUAUCGGCGGCAAAUAUUUUCUUGAACGCAGGUUACUGGUGUUGCCCUAGAAAUAGAACCAAGCUUAUUUUUACACUGGUCAUACAUUGAUCCUUGCUACCUUGACCUUUCGAUUUUCUUCUUGGUUGUAAAUCGUUUUGCUUAACUCAUGGUAAAGCCAUAUUAUUCUAAAUACCAACAUAGGUCAUGGUGAAGCUAUUUCUAGAAAACAAAUGUUUUUUUUGUAUAAUUAUGUGUAUCACAAUUU
This is a messenger RNA of Nelumbo nucifera (sacred lotus), 2309 nucleotides long. RefSeq lists its product as uncharacterized. Gene Ontology annotation, molecular function: metallopeptidase activity. NCBI's taxonomy places the organism in Eukaryota, Viridiplantae, Streptophyta, Magnoliopsida, Proteales, Nelumbonaceae. Gene Ontology annotation, cellular component: nucleus. Gene Ontology annotation, biological process: DNA repair. The record is from RefSeq and is a predicted model, not a curated record.